Gilbertella persicaria is the source of this 1071-nucleotide messenger RNA. RefSeq lists its product as uncharacterized. NCBI's taxonomy places the organism in Eukaryota, Fungi, Mucoromycota, Mucoromycetes, Mucorales, Choanephoraceae. The coding region runs from base 291 to 929 and encodes 212 amino acids. The transcript has a single exon. The record is from RefSeq and is a predicted model, not a curated record.
CAUAUAUCUUCAUUGUCUUUUGAAGGAACUGUGCCUAAGGUUAUAAUCUCUCUAUUUGUGUCUAUCUCUCUAUAAUUACAAUAGUCUUUACAAUCUUCUGUUGUUAAUUAUUGGUUUAUCUCUUGUAUCUGUUAGUCUCGUCGUUCAAGGUAAACACAAAGGGAAAAAGAGAGGGUUGUCACAAUAAUGAAGAGGGAAUAUUCAGUGAUGAAGAGUUCGAAGCAAAUCACAACAUCAUCCUACUAAAAUUACAUAUUCCUGUGCCGGACUUUUCUGCUGAGGAUUUGACUAUGAUGAAUAAAUGUGACUACAAUAAUGCAUUCCUGAAUGCUUGUCAAGCAGCAGAUUGGGACAAUCGCGAAAAGAAACGUCUACUAACCAUCAUGGACACGUAUGAUUUACAGCCUAUUGCAUUGAUCAACGAUGGUGAUGUCGAAUACAAUGCACUUACACAUGAAAAAAAUCUACAUGCUUUCAAAAAUGACAGAAUGAAAGUGUACCCCUUAGUUCCGAAACAAAGCGCAUUUGAAGGGGCGAAAACGAUCCAGACAGCACCCAUAUCCCUUUACAGUACCAUCAGUAGUGGACCACCUUAUUUGCGACAACACAUCAUGAAUUGCACCUAUAUUGAACUUACAAACGAUAUGGCUAUGUUUUUAAACCAAGAUUGGUCAAUUCACAAAAGUAUGAGGUAUGCUUGCAGCCGAGCUUUGGCAGGAUCAAUUUUAUUAAAUGAAUCUACUGGGAAAGCGCUGCUUGUGAAUUGUGUCGAGGUGUUUGGUCGAAGAAGAACUUUGGAUGCUCAUCGAGAAUCAUUUCGAACAAAAAACGGGGGGGAUCAAUGUGUACCUCAAUUCCUCCCAAAGACACAAAAUACAAAAACGUAUGCCCCACAACAACAACGGAUGCGGAUGACACGAAACUUGUAAUUGGAACAAAAACGUUUAAUGCAUUAAUCACUUCAAGUCUGCGUUUAGAUGCACCUUUCAACCCAGAAGUCGGACCAAGGGUCAUGUCCUUUGACCUGAACGACAGUUCCAAAGCAAAAACUACCACCAUCUUCGUCAAGGA